AGUGUCAUGAGAUGUAACAGUCCAGCCUCCGAGGAGCAGAACAGCGGAGAGGCAGCAGCAGCAGCAACAGCAGCAUCGGGGAUUCAAGGAACUGCAACUCCAGGAAGAGCAGCAAGGAGGCCCGAGGAAGGCAGGUUCCUCUCCAAGUAAACACCAUUCUACAUGUGCCCCUGAGGACUUUUAUUGUGAUGCAUUUCAGAGCUGAUACCAGUAUCCCUCAAUCCAUUAACGGGUGCUGUUGAAGGUAAAAAGCUUCACUCCUGUGGGUCCACCGAUCAGGUUCCCAUGGCGUCGCAGGAGCUUGUGAAUGACAGAGACUCUGCAACUGAUAAUCUGAACCCGGGAACGGAUGAUGGCGCUGUGCCAAGCACGGGCAAAACCUGUCCUGUCCACGUUGCAGGUGGUGAGGAUGCAAAGCGGGGUUUCCGGAAAGGCAUAAGCAGACAUAAUGACUAUGUGAAGAUCCCCGUGCCGGAGUCCAAAGUCAACCGAUUGCCCACAGAGUGGUGGAAGACAGUGAUGGCUUUCUUUUAUGCCACUUUCAACCUGAUCUUGACAACAGUUGUCAUUACAAUCGUACACGAGAGGGUCCCCCCUAAAGAGAGCAGCCCGCCUCUUCCUGAUAAGUUUUUUGACUAUAUUGACAGGGUCCAGUGGGCAUUUACAGUGACAGAGAUCAAUGGCAUGUUGCUACUGGCCAUUUGGAUUAUCCAGUUGUUCUUCUUCAGAUACAAAUCCAUAGCAUGCAGACGGUUCUUCUUCCUCAUUGGCACCCUGUACCUGUACCGCUGCGUGACGAUGUACAUCACCACCUUGCCUGUGCCCGGCAUGCACAUGACCUGCGCUCCUAAGCUCCAUGGAGACUCCCAGGCAAAGAUUCAACGGAUUCUGCGGCUGAUUUCAGGCGGAGGCCUUUCCAUGACGAACUCUCACCUCUUGUGUGGGGACUUCCUGUACAGCGGACACACGGUGAUGCUCACCCUCACCUACCUCUUCAUCAAGGAGUACUCACCGCGCUCGUUUUGGUGGUACCAUCUCAUGUGCUGGCUCCUUAGUGCUGUGGGUGUGGUCUGCAUCUUGGUGGCACACGAGCACUACAGCGUGGAUGUGGUCGUGGCCUACUUCAUCACCUCCCGUCUGUUCUGGUGGUACCACACUAUGGCCAACUUACAGAUUCUGAAAUGUUCACCCAAUAACUACCUCACCAACACCUGGUGGAACCCGCUGUUCAACUUCAUGGAGAGGAAUGUCCAGACGUCGGUGCCGUGCUCGUACAGUUGGCCCAUCACCUGGCCUCCCGCCUGCCUGAAAAACCCCUGCAAGAAGUACUCCAUGGUACAGAGCACAAGAGAGGAGUGACUUCAGGCCAGCACAGCAGUUUAAAGUGGAACUUAUUCAUUCAGUAUUGUCUCCUGAGCAGGGACCCGAAGCAUACCAAAUCCUUAGAUGUUAGAGAGAAGUUUCAUCAGAAAUAGGAAAAUCAUAAUAUCUCUGUAUUUAUGCCACUGUGAUUUAUUUAUGAUCCAAAAUGUUCCAAGUUGUCAUUGUUUGUGUACUGUAAAUGAUGCUUGUGUCAGUGAGUUCCAAACACAUGGACGUACAGUUUUUAUCAUACAUCAGCAUACUUGCAUAUUUGUUGCUGUACUUGACAUUUAUUUUGCAUCUGCUGACACAACUCCUCUAUGUUCUAUCUUUUGAUUAGGUUUUUCCUCAAUAUGAUGUCAGUGUACUUAAGUCACAAGGUGCCUUAGAGUGUAAAACAUCUAUCAGCCCUAGUGUAAUUUUUGUCAUUUUUUAAAAAUCUUUAAUUUUGUGUUGGUUUUCUUUUAGUAGCCAUGAGUCUGUGAGGCUGUAGUAUUGACAUUGUAUAAGUGUAUUAAAGUUUAAUCAUGCUAAAGCUUAGGUGUAAUGCUUUUAUGAAAUUAAACCAAAGUGUUAUGCGAUGAACAACAAUUACCUAUAAAAUUGUUCCACUUCUGCAUGAAAGUAAAGUCCAUUCAGCAUACACUAGAGGAACAUUACCACAGGAAAAGCAAUGCUUCGGGCUGUGGUACUUAAAUCAUUGCUUGUUUCUGUUCAUAGUUCUCACAUUUCUAUAUUAAAAACAAUAUUCAGAUUUUCAUGUUUAUAGUAAUAUUUUAGCAUUAAUACAUGGAAGUAGGUUAAAGAAAGAGCUAGAGUAUAAAUAGCCAUAAAAAGAAAUAAAUAAUGAGUCUGAAUCUUAUGUAGACAUGUCAACAAAAGGUAAUAAAGUAAA
Molecule: messenger RNA, 2257 nt
Organism: Cololabis saira (Pacific saury)
Lineage: Eukaryota; Metazoa; Chordata; Actinopteri; Beloniformes; Belonidae
Gene: sgms2a
Product: sphingomyelin synthase 2a
Exons: 7
Coding region: 286-1359 (357 amino acids)
Biological process (GO): sphingomyelin biosynthetic process; ceramide biosynthetic process
Cellular component (GO): Golgi membrane; endoplasmic reticulum membrane
Molecular function (GO): ceramide cholinephosphotransferase activity; sphingomyelin synthase activity
Source: RefSeq, a predicted model, not a curated record